AUGGACAGAUCUCAUUACUUCCACAACUCUUAUCGCCAUCCAGUUUGCCGUUCAUGGCAUUCUUCCUCAUCUUUAAAAGACACUAACCUGAUUUUGCCAAUUUUUGUCACAAACACUCCUGACCAGAAAUCAGAAAUUGCAUCAAUGCCUGGAAAUUUUCACUAUGGCUAUGAUCGUGUAGUUGAAGAACUUCGUCCAUUAAUUGAAAGAACAGGCCCACGACUGCGUGCUAUAAUGCUAUUUGGUGUUCUCCAGCCUCAUGAAAAAGAAAUCAAAGGAAAUAGCUUUAAAAAUUCCCCUGUGAUACCAGCCCUUGAAAGACUAAAAUCUGCAUAUGGGCAAAAAUUGCUGCUAUGUGUUGACAUCUGUUUAUGUGGUUACACAACGCAUGGCCACUGUGGGGUUUUACUUGAAGAUGGGACUAUAAACUUAGCUGAAUCUCAAAGCCAGCUUGCUGAAAUGAGCGUUUUAUUUGCUCAGCAUGGAGCUGACGUUAUUGCGCCAUCUGAUAUGAUGGAUGGAAGGGUUUUUUACAUAAAAGAAGCAUUAUUACAAAAACAAAUUUUUAUCCCAAUUUUAAGCUAUUCAAGCAAAUUCAAAUCAAGCUUUUAUGGGCCCUUUAGAGACGCUGCUAAUAGUGCACCUGCCUUCGGAGACAGAGCUGCUUAUCAGUUACCUUCUGCUUCAAGAGAACUAGCUAUUAGAGCUGCUCUUAGAGACAUAGAAGAAGGUGCUGAUUUUGUUAUGGUGAAGCCAGCUAUGCCUUAUUUAGACAUUAUUAGAGACCUCAAAAAUACAGUCCAAGUCCCUAUUUGUUGUUAUCAGGUAUCAGGAGAAUUCGCCAUGAUUUAUCAUGCAGCUCAGGCUGGAGGAAUUAAUUUGAAAGAAGUAGUAUUAGAAAGCAUGCAAGGAUUUUUAAGGGCUGGAGCACAGAUCAUUAUUACUUAUUUCACACCAAGUUUACUCGACUGGAUAGCAGAAAGUUAUAAUUCUUAA
Molecule: messenger RNA, 996 nt
Organism: Blepharisma stoltei
Lineage: Eukaryota; Ciliophora; Heterotrichea; Heterotrichida; Blepharismidae
Source: the annotation of a GenBank genome assembly